AUGGGCUCCGCCGGUCCCCUUCCUGCAUUCUUCCCCGUGGACAACUCCACGUCACCGUGCUGGCGCACGGAGCUGCAUCAACUCGAUAAGCUUCGAACAACCCCUGAGCUCCCUGAACAGAGCGACAUUGUCAUUAUUGGUGCUGGAUAUUCUGGCGUCAGCAUCGCGUAUCAUCUCUUGAAGCUGCAGGUGCAUCAGGAAAAACCGCCCUCCAUUACUAUUCUGGAAGCGCGACAAAUAUGCUCUGGUGCAACAGGUCGCAAUGGUGGCCAUCUCCGACCUGAUGUAUAUGGUCAUAUUCCGAAAUAUAUUGAGAGAUAUGGAGUCGAAGCUGGGGCAGAACUGGCCAAUUUCGAGAUUUCCCAUGUGAAAGCAUUCAAGGAUUUGCUUGCGGAAGAAGAAAUCGAUUGUGACUUUACUGUCACGAGAAAUAUGAAUGUCUAUCUCAAUGAUGCGGCUGCAGAAAAGGCAAAGAAGACGUACGAAGCUCUUGCAACCCAGAAACUGUCUUUCGUCGAUGACCUUUACUUUACACCGGAGAAAAAUGCAGAAGGGAUUUCCGGUGUCAAAGGUGCGAAGGCGUGUCUGUCCUACACGGCAGGUACCUUGUGGCCAUACAAAUUCAUCAUGGGGCUGCUCUCGAAGAUCAUCAAAUCCGACACCGUUAACGUCCAAGCAAACACUCCCGUCACUGAGGUGACAGCAGAUCCCAAUGGAUCUAGCCAUAUUGUUAAUACACCACGAGGAUCGAUCCGGGCAUCUAAAGUCGUCCAUGCUACGAAUGCGUACACACUCGGACUGUUGCCCGAAUAUUCAGCAAAUAUCAUUCCUUGUCGUGGAAUCUGCUGCCAUAUUGCGGUUCCUGAAGGCAAAAACACCCCAUAUCUGCCUUACUCCUAUUGUUUGGGAACAGAGAAUGGGGACGGUGGAAGUUAUCUGAUUUCGCGCCCAGAUGGAAGUAUUGUUGUUGGUGGAGCCCAGUAUACAUUCAAAAGUGCAAAGGAUCAGUGGUUCAAUGUAGUCGACGACAGCACACUGAUUGAACCCACCAAGAACUACUACAAUGAUUAUAUGCAGCGAACAUUUAAAGGCUGGGAGGAUACUGGAGCCUAUGUGAAGGAGAUUUGGACGGGAAUCAUGGGAUAUUCGUACGACUCCAACCCCCAUGUUAGUGACAUUCCAGGAAAACCUGGGCAAUAUAUCUGCGCCGGAUUCAAUGGUCACGGCAUGCCUGUUAUCUUACUUGCGGCCAAAGCUCUGGCCGAAAUGAUCUCCACAGGAAAGAGCUUCGAGGAGGUCCAGAUGCCUCGUCUGUUCAAAUCAACGACUGCGAGACUCGAAAAGGCUCAGAAGGGGCCAGAGGGAGGUGAUAUCCUGGCUUAA
This is a messenger RNA of Aspergillus wentii DTO 134E9, 1383 nucleotides long. RefSeq names its product NAD(P)/FAD-dependent oxidoreductase. Gene Ontology annotation, molecular function: oxidoreductase activity. Gene Ontology annotation, cellular component: cytoplasm. Lineage: Eukaryota; Fungi; Ascomycota; Eurotiomycetes; Eurotiales; Aspergillaceae. The transcript is spliced from 4 exons. Bases 1 to 1383 code for a protein of 460 amino acids. The record is from RefSeq and is a predicted model, not a curated record.